Molecule: messenger RNA, 121 nt
Organism: Dentiscutata erythropus
Lineage: Eukaryota; Fungi; Glomeromycota; Glomeromycetes; Diversisporales; Gigasporaceae
Source: the annotation of a GenBank genome assembly
UUCUGCCUUUGCAACGUUUUGGGGUUCUUCAAACCCAACUUCCACUUCUUCUGGUUUUAAGGUUUCAACUUCCACUCCUUUAGGUAUCAAGAGUUCUUCAAACACAACCUCACUCCUUUAG